AUGGUGACGUUGUCCAUAAAGUCCUCAAAGUUAUUCAGGGUUGACAUUUCUUAUCCAGAUGGCAAUAAAAUAGGGCCCACAUUAGUUAUUGAAACAAGUAGGCGUAAGCCAUUAAUUCUGGCGGAUCCAACAUCUCCAGGUAUCGUUCCAUCGACACCUGGUUUUAAAGCUCCAGUACCUUUACCUCGCACACAAAUACCAGCAAUAACCGCAGCAACAGAUGUAACUGGGUCGACGGUUAACCGAGUAACUGAAAUGGGUGAUGCACAAAAGUGUAUAUUUCCUGAAAUCAACGAGCAAUUACCUCUGAACGAAGUUCAUGUGAAGCAGAUGAAACAACGAGCAACAGAAGAUGCUCAAGGUACGCGAAGAUGUGAUUCAGCAACAAUGAAUAAUAAUAGUGGUAAAUAUGAUUUUGUGUGUCGGCUUGUUUCAAAGUUCAAAUUGAGCCGGCUUAUAGCUCUCGCAAUUCAGUCAACUGAACCAAUAAAAACAAAUCAUAUCAAAGACACUCCUGAACAUCUUAUAAAAAGUAUUUUAUAUCAUCGUCCAUCUGUACUGUACAACUAUCAACCAUCAACAUUUCAUCGUUAUAUUCUUCAACCACAAACAUCUGAUACAUUUCACUUUCUCAUGUUUCUGUUGAUGAAAACGAUUUCAUUAGUAUUAAUUGUUUUACAAAUACUGCUUAUGUAUUAUAUAAUGGAUAUUCAGUUCGGGCCACAAUCCCUUCAAAAACAAUUUCCAUUAACAGCAAAUUGUACCAUAUUUACACCUAGAACAGAAAUGAAAGAAAAGCAAAACCAGAAUAAUCAUGCUAUUGUACAGAAUAAUGUCCACAAUGAUAGCGUCGACUGGGAGUUGUUAUGGUGUUUUGGAAAACAAGCACGUCUUACAGAUUACCAAGAUACAUUUUGA
This is a messenger RNA of Didymodactylos carnosus, 918 nucleotides long. Lineage: Eukaryota; Metazoa; Rotifera; Eurotatoria; Philodinida; Philodinidae. The record is from the annotation of a GenBank genome assembly.